AUGAGGCUAUUUCAGCUUUUUGUGCGAUUUUCCUCGCUGUCGUUGGGGCUGUUUGGCACACCGACCACGGCUCUCUCACUAGACAUCCAUGAUAGCGAAGAUAUAGCAUCCCUGAAAGAGGCAGCGAGUACCGCAGCCCGCGGAAUGCUGAAGUAUUAUCAUGGCAACGAACCCGGCCAGACCCCAGGAACACUGGAUAACACGUGGUGGGAAGCGGGCGCGAUGUUCAUGACACUGGUGCAAUACUGGCGCGUUAGCGGCGAUUCCUCUCACAACGAUAUUACAACGCAAGGGCUUCAAUGGCAGGCCGGAGAUGAUCAUGAUUAUCUACCUGCCAACAGCACUGCAUACCUGGUUCGUGCCCUUCCAACUCUACCCUGGGACAUACUGACCGAUGCUAAUGAUCUCACAUCGAUACCACAGGGCAACGAUGACCAGAUGUUUUGGGGCCUCGCGGCCAUGACCUGUGCAGAGACUACAUACCCCGAUGUCUCCGAUGGCCCAUCGUGGCUGUCCCUCGUGCAAGGCGUUUUCAACAACCAAAUCCCGCGCUGGGAAAUGGAAACCUGCCAUGGUGGUCUGCGAUGGCAGAUCCACUCAUGGCUGCCCGGGUAUGACCUCAAGAACACGAUUUCAAAUGGCGGGUUGUUCCAGAUAGCAGCCCGCUUGGCUCGGUACACAGGGGACCAGAAGUAUGCCGACUGGGCAACCAAGAUCUGGGACUGGAUGGCUAGCAGCCCACUGCUGGACACAAAGACGUGGAAUGUUGCCGAUACGACGUCUGUGACUGACGAGUGUACAACGAAUGGCAACGAGCAGUGGACAUACAACUACGGGACGUUGCUUUGCGGGGCGGCAUAUAUGUACAACUUUACAAAUGGAGACCCGAAAUGGCUCGACGCCGUCGAUGGAUUACUCAACGCCUCCCUCCGAAUUUUCUUCCCGCCGAUGUAUAACAAUGAUGUGUUUCAAAGGGUUCCUGUCCAUUUGGAUGGCCUACACAGCCACGCUGGUUCCAUCCACCGCGGAGCGGAUUACUCCCCGACUUCAAGGUCGGCAGAAGCCGCAGCGAGGCAGUGUUCCGGGGGCAAGGAUGGGACCGAAUGUGGGGUCCGAUGGUACGAGGAUAAGUGGGAUGGGAAGAAUAGUUUGGAGACCCAGAUGAGCUCCCUGAGCAUUUUUACUGCGAAUCUUAUGCUUCAGUCGAAUGAGCAGCCUGUGACUUCUACCACUGGAGGCGAGAGCAAAAGUGACCCAAAUGCAGGGACCGGAGGAAGAUCGAGGCAGGCUGAGCCGCCUCGCAAGAUUACAAGCGGUGAUCGAGCGGGCGCUUGGAUUAUAACUUUACUGGUGGGCGUUGCAUGGAUUUCUAUCAUUGUAUGGUUGGUUUGGUAG
This is a messenger RNA of Aspergillus nomiae NRRL 13137, 1395 nucleotides long. Its product is annotated as glycoside hydrolase family 76 protein. The transcript is spliced from 4 exons. Lineage: Eukaryota; Fungi; Ascomycota; Eurotiomycetes; Eurotiales; Aspergillaceae. The record is from RefSeq and is a predicted model, not a curated record. Gene Ontology annotation, molecular function: mannan endo-1,6-alpha-mannosidase activity. Gene Ontology annotation, biological process: fungal-type cell wall biogenesis; carbohydrate catabolic process. The coding region runs from base 1 to 1395 and encodes 464 amino acids.